CAAAUCCUGCUGGAGCAACCCAGUCUUGCAACGCGGCAAGCCAGCCGGCUUCCGCGUCGCCACCGGCCAUCCUGGGCUGCCCGGCCUUUUGAUUGCCAUCUACCAUUUGCAUGCAAAAAGGGCGCUAACAGCAGAUCGCUAGCAGCGCUCCUGCCCCCCUGGACCGCGCUUUGGGCUGGGGCAAUUCGCCCACUCACUCUUGCGGCUUUGAGAAUUGAAUCGAACUGCAGAAGCCAUGGAAGGGCACGACCCCAGUGCAGUUGCAGCUGGCGGAGACGGCAGCACGGCCGCCCCCGCGGUGGCGGCGCCGCUGCUGCCGCCACGCGCCCCGCCGCGCCGCCUGAGCUCCACCCCGCUGGGCUCGUAUGUCAGCGAGCCGCCCAGCACCCUGGCCAUGAUGCGCACCUACGCGCAGGACCUGCUGUCCCACCAGGGCGAGGAGGUACAGCAGCAGGCGGUGCCCGCCGGCGAAAUCCCGGCGGCCUGGCGCGGCAGCGGCGCGCCCGCGUCUGGCGGCGCCAUCGAGCUGCCGCCCGUGUCGCUGGUGGGCAAGGGCCCGCUGGAGCGGCCCACGCACUUCCAGCUGGGCCCCACCAUCAGCACGCCGCGGCGACGCACCGCGCCGGCAGAGGCGGGGUGCCCCGGCGGCGACGCCUCCUCACCCGCCUACGCCAAGCUGCGCUCCUCUAUAGGGUGGGUAACCUCCAACAGCCCCGGCAGCGCGGGCAACGAGGUGGUGCUGGAGCACCGGGUGGCGGGCGACCUCAUCAUCAGCUCCGCCACAGCCAGGGCGGCAGCCGGCCGGUCGCCGGCCCAUGACCCGCUGCGGCGCCGCCCCAUACUGCGCGCAUCCGCGGGCUCGGGCGACGACAUGGAUUCCCUGGAUUUUGAGGGCAGGCAGAAGCCGUGGUACAAGAAGAAGAAGUUCUGGCUCAUCGCGGGGCCCCUGCUCGUCAGCUUCGCCUUCAUCCUGGCGGGCGUGCUGUACCUCGUGUACAACGAGGACCAGCGGGUGGGCGAGUUCCAGAUGUGGCGCCUCUGCUUCUUCUUUGCCGGGCUGCCGAUCAUCUGGUGGAUCGGGCGCGGCUCUAUGGACCUGGCGGUUUGGGGCGUGGAGCGCACCAUGUUCACCUGGCAAAACGCUCUGUACUAUGCCUAUGCUGUGCGGAAGCCCAUGGCAAACGUGAUCCGUGCCGGCCUCACCACCGGCUGGUGGGCGCUCAUCAUGACUGCCCUGUCUGGCGACAUGAACGACACGCUGGUCACCUGGUACAACAACGUGCUCAAGGUGCUGGGCUGCCUCACGCUGUUCAUGACAGCGAAUCUCCUGAAAGUGGGCUUCGCCAAGAUGGUGGCCUCCAAGUUCAACCAGCAGGCCCACUACCAGAAGAUGCACGACGCUCUGAAGCGGGAGUACCUGCUGCACCUCAUGCUGCAGCCGCGCCAGCGGUACACCGAGUUUGAGGAGCUGGCGGAGGCGGAGGCGGCGGGGUGCGAGGGCGAGGACGACCUGGGGCGCUCCGAGUCGGCCCCGGCCAACAUCCACCACCACUCGCCCAUGAAGCAAAACACGCUGGUGCGGCUGUUCCGGCGCAGCAGCAAGCCGUCGGAGCGCCACCAGCACAGCGCGGAGGUGGACAGGACCAGCAGCCGCACGCUGAAAGACAGGGUCAUGUUUUGGCGCGCCAGCCAGGCCGACCUGCACGCGAUCGACGAGGGGGAGGAAGAGGAGGAGCAGCAGGGCGGCGGCGGCAGCCAGGGCAGCCUGCCUCCCGGCGCGGUGGCUGUGGACAUGACCAACGGCGGUCGGUCGGUGGGGCAGGAGGAGCCGCUGCUGGACCACCCAGAGCACCCGCUCCCGCACCCGCUCCCGGCCAGGGCGGCGUCGGCAGGCGGCGGCACGCCCGCGGGCUCGGUGCCGCCGUCCCCCGUCAAGCACGGCUCCCCCGCCAAGCCGCCGCCCUCGCCGCUGUCCAAGCUGGUGCGGCACCGCAGCGACGCGCUGGAGGCGGCGGGGGUGGAGGCCGGGGGGCUGACGCCACGCGCCACCGCGCUGCCGCUGCCCGACUGCGGAGGCGCGGCGGGCAGCCGGGAGCCCAGCGUGGCGGGGGGCAGGGCGUUUGUGCGCGCGCCCCGGCUCUCGGUGCAGCGCGCCGCCUCCAUCACCUCCAUGCGAUCGGCCAGGUCGCGCGCGGCGGCGGAUGCCGUGCCGCCGCCCAAAAAGGCGCUGCUGGCACACGCCAGCAGCAUGAGCAGCAGCAGCAGCGCCAAGGCGAUGAUGGCGCUGAGGAUGAGCAAGAUGGUGACGUUCAAGGACACCCUGAGCCGCACCGAGCGCAGCGAGCAGGUGACCACUGAGCUGGAGGCCAAGAAGCUGGGCUUCUACCUCUUCCACAACCUCAAGGCAGACUACGACAGGCACGGGGUUGGGGACUACAUCGUGCUGGAUGACCUGGAGCAGUUUCUGAGCGAGAAGGAUGCCAAGGCGGGCAUGGACAUGCUGGAUGAGGACGACAACGGGCAGGUCAACGUGCAGGAGUGCUGCGGCGCCAUCACCCGCGUGUUUGUGGACCGCCGCAACCUGGCAGCCUCGCUCAAGGAUGCACGCACCAUUGUGGGCACCCUGGAGACGCUCAUCGGCAUCUUCCUCCACAUACUCAUGGGCUUCAUCUACCUGCUCAUCUGGGACGUCGACGUGCUGAAAACGUGGGCUGGGUUUGCGUCGCUGUUCCUGGGCUUCAGCUUCAUCUUCGGCAACAGCAUCAGGACGACAUACGAGAACGUGGUCUUCCUGUUCAUGGUGCACCCCUACGAUGUGGGGGACUCCAUCUUCAUUGACAACGACCAGACAAAGGUGGAGGAGAUCCACCUGUCCUUCACCGUGCUCACCAGCUCCAACAACCAGCGCGUUUGGUACCCCAACGAGAAGAUCCGCGUCAUCCCGUUCAUCAACAUCUCCACCUCGGGCAACCGCGGCGAGGCGUUCAAGGUGCUUGUCGACCUGGACACAGCGCCCGGCGUGAUUGAGGAGCUGCGGUCGGCUGCCGAGGCAUGCAUCAGGGCCAACCCCAAGGACUUCUCCGGCACGCUGUCCGUCAACCUCAACACCGCGACCGCGCCGCUCAAGAUGACCAUCUCCGUUUACUGGGAGUAUGCGCACUCGGGGGCAGACGGCGGCCGCCUGGGGCGCAACCGCACCAAGAUGUACACGGCGCUGUCCGAGGCCAUGACCAGGUCGGGGUGCAGGUACACCUGGCCCGCCACCGCCGACAUGCGCCCGGUGCCCCUGGCGGUGGGCGCCGGCGGCGAUGCAGCGGGAUUGGACCCGGCGGCAAAGCUGCUGUGA
Molecule: messenger RNA, 3346 nt
Organism: Chlorella variabilis
Lineage: Eukaryota; Viridiplantae; Chlorophyta; Trebouxiophyceae; Chlorellales; Chlorellaceae
Exons: 20
Coding region: 236-3346 (1036 amino acids)
Biological process (GO): transmembrane transport; monoatomic anion transport
Cellular component (GO): plasma membrane
Molecular function (GO): mechanosensitive monoatomic ion channel activity; calcium ion binding
Source: RefSeq, a predicted model, not a curated record